Messenger RNA from Telopea speciosissima, 973 nucleotides. Its product is annotated as mediator of RNA polymerase II transcription subunit 21-like. The record is from RefSeq and is a predicted model, not a curated record. Gene Ontology annotation, molecular function: transcription coregulator activity. Gene Ontology annotation, biological process: regulation of transcription by RNA polymerase II. Gene Ontology annotation, cellular component: mediator complex. Lineage: Eukaryota; Viridiplantae; Streptophyta; Magnoliopsida; Proteales; Proteaceae. The transcript is spliced from 4 exons. Bases 378 to 794 code for a protein of 138 amino acids.
ACAUCCAAUGAGUUAGGACCUGAAAUCUGGGACCUAAUAAAUAGUCUCUUCUUCACAUCAGUGGUUUGGAUUGCCCCACUUGACAUUUCCACGUGGCGGAAAAUGAGGGGCUGAGGCAACUCAGCCAAGCUGCUUCCUUUUUGCCAAGAAAAUAUUUUGGUUAAUGUCCCAAGAAGAAAAGGAGGAUGGAAAUUUUGUUUUUCUUGUAGUAUCAUAUAUGCCAUGGAGCUUCGAUAUCGAGUUUCCUUAAAAUACUUCUACUCAAAGCAUGCAAGACCAUCUUCCUUUCCCCUUCAGAUUUGAAAGUAUGGAUGGAUAUUUAUUCUUUGGAUUGUUAUUCAGAAUAAUACAUUUGGAAUUUCAAAGCCAAUUGCAAGAUGGACAUCAUAUCUCAGCUCCAGGAUCAAGUCAAUACAGUUGCCUCUCUUGCCUUUAAUACCUUUGGGACACUGCAAAGAGAUGCCCCUCCAGUCCGUCUUUCACCAAAUUAUCCAGAACCACCUGCUGCCAAUCCCUCGGAGGACACUGUGAAUAUUGCAGAACAACCCAAGCUCAUGAGUGCUGCCCUAGUUAAGGCUGCUAAGCAGUUUGAUACAUUGGUUAAUGCGCUUCCAGUAGCAGAGGGAGAUGAAGAAGCACAACUGAAACGGAUUGCAGAACUUGAGGCUGAAAAUGAAGCAGUGGGACAGGAACUCCAAAGGCAACUAGAGGCAGCAGAGCAAGAGUUGAAGCAGGUUCAGGAGUUGUUCAAUCAAGCUGUUGACAAUUGCGUGAACUUGAAGAAACCUGAUUGAUGAAAGUUCAGGAGUUAUUUGACCUAACUGUAGAAACCGCUCGAACUUGAAUAGAGACCAUCAAUGAUCAGUGGACAAGAGGAAGUAUGAGUUAUGCCUUUCUUUUUUUAAAAUUUUGACCUAUUUUCUUUGUCCAAAGUGUAUGCCAUGGUUCAUAUUGUAAAAUUAAUGCUGGGAUA